AUGAAAUUGUAUAAAGUUAAUCUCCAUGACAACUAUAUCUAUUUAUUAUAUAAAAUAAAACAUAAAUUUUCUUUUAUUCAUAAUAAACAUUUAUUAAAUGUUUGUCUUAGUGAAUUUAUUGGUACAUUUAUAUUAAUUACAAUUGGAUUAAGUAGUAUGAUACAUAAUACAUUAAAAUAUAAUUUAUAUUAUAUUAAUAUAUCAAUUGGUUGGUCAAUUGCAUUAUUAUUAUCACAAAUUAUAACUCAACCAUUAGGUUAUAAUAGUUUAAUGAAUCCAUCGAUUACAUUAUCAUUAGCAUUGAUUAAUAAAUUAUCAUUUCAUUAUGUAAUUCCAUUAACAAUUAUACAAUUAAUUAGUUCAUUAUUAUCAAGUUUAAUGAUAUAUUAUAUAUAUUAUUAUAAUUAUAUUAGUAUCCAUGACAACAUAAAAUUGAUUAUAUUAAAUCAAUUUAUAAUAACACCUAAUGGAUCACAUUUAAUAUGUUUUAUUGAUCGUUUAUUAUUAACUAUCAUGACAACAAUAUUUAUUUUAUUAAUAAGAGAUGAAAGAAAUGAUAAAAUACAAAAAAAUUAUCGAUUAAUUUAUAUAAUUCUAUUUACAUCUGGACGAAUUACAUCCUUAUCAAUGAAUGCUGGUACAUCAAUUAAUCCAAUACGUGAUUUAGGUCCAAGAAUAACAAUUGCAUUAUGUGAAUUAAGUUUGGAUGCAUUCAAAAAAGAUCAUUAUUAUUUUUGGAUUCCAAUUGUAGCACCAUAUAUUGGUUCUAUUAUUGGUGCAAUAUUUUAUGAAUUAUUAAUUGGUGCUUAUUUAAAUAGAAAAACAGUUGAUAAAUUACAAAAUACUAUUGAAAUAUCACAAUCGCGAAUCUUUUCAUCACCAUCAUCAUUAUCAUCAAGUAUGAAUUCAAAUGUAGCAACACUUACCUCGUCAAAUGAUACCAUUAAACGUUUUUAUAAUAAAUGAUUUAACAAUAAAUGGUCUAUUAAGU
This is a messenger RNA of Schistosoma guineensis, 991 nucleotides long. The record is from the annotation of a GenBank genome assembly. Lineage: Eukaryota; Metazoa; Platyhelminthes; Trematoda; Strigeidida; Schistosomatidae.